GUUGACUGUCAUUCAAUGUAAUUAUUUGACAAGCUAAUCCAUUGAUUAAAAAUUGUUAUUAAAAAUAACCUAUUUUUAAUGAUUUGGUGCUAUUUUAGUGCAAGAUAGCUAAAUAUUUAAUAAAAUAUACGAAUAAAAUACAAAAUGAGCUUUCUAUUUGGAAGUCGAUCGAACAAAACCUUCAAGCCAAAGAAAAAUAUACCUGAGGGAACUCAUCAGUAUGACCUGAUGCGUCACGCGGCGGCCACACUGGGUUCAGGUAACCUACGACUGGCUGUCAUGCUGCCUGAGGGAGAGGAUCUCAAUGAAUGGGUUGCAGUUAACACCGUAGACUUCUUCAACCAAAUCAACAUGCUGUAUGGAACCAUCACGGAGUUCUGCACGGAGGAGUCAUGCGCCGUGAUGUCCGCGGGACCCAAGUACGAGUACCACUGGGCCGACGGACACACCGUCAAGAAACCCAUCAAGUGUUCCGCGCCCAAGUACAUAGACUACCUCAUGACGUGGGCGCAGGACCAGCUCGACGACGAGACGCUGUUCCCUUCCAAGAUAGGAGUGCCGUUCCCCAAGAACUUCCUCUCGAUGGCAAAAACGAUCCUGAAGCGUCUGUUUCGCGUCUACGCCCACAUCUACCACCAGCACUUCCCGGAGGUGGUGCAGCUGGGCGAGGAGGCGCACCUCAACACGUCCUUCAAGCACUUCAUCUUCUUCGUGCAAGAGUUCAACCUCAUCGAGCGCCGCGAGCUGGCCCCGCUGCAGGAGCUCAUCGACAAACUCACCGCCAAAGAGGCGCGAUGAGCUUCGGCCGCCUCCCUCCACCCCCGAGGUGUGUCAUCGGGGAACGACGACUUCUCCGAGUGACUUGACGUUUUAUUAAUGUACUAAUGUUUGUGAUAUGAGUUAGUGGAGAGUGUCCGGGCUCGGCGCGGCUCCGGCCGGGGCGGGCCCGUACGUUAUAUUAUACAAGUGUUUAGAUUUGAUACGAAUAAGGUAAUAAAACUAAGUAGAUAUAUGGAGGCAAGCGCCGAAACCCCCUCCCCCGCCCGCCCUCGCCGCUCGUCCCCGCUCCGGGGUGGUGGCGGCGGGCGGUCACCAGCAGCGUCAUCGUUCUUCACUAUUUCCUCGUAACGCCUAAGUUGUUUGAGGUAUAUUCCGCGCAUUUCUUUCAAAGGUUCCUGGUCUCCGCCGCGGGGGCCGACCACCGCAGUGUUUAUAACUUGUACCGACCGUGAAACAAUUAUACGAAUUAUAAAACA
Messenger RNA from Danaus plexippus (monarch butterfly), 1256 nucleotides. RefSeq names its product MOB kinase activator-like 1 (gene mats). The transcript has 4 exons. Gene Ontology annotation, cellular component: nucleus; cytoplasm. Lineage: Eukaryota; Metazoa; Arthropoda; Insecta; Lepidoptera; Nymphalidae. Gene Ontology annotation, biological process: positive regulation of protein phosphorylation; hippo signaling. Gene Ontology annotation, molecular function: protein kinase activator activity. The record is from RefSeq and is a predicted model, not a curated record. The coding region runs from base 145 to 798 and encodes 217 amino acids.